AUGACAAUAUCAACACCAUUAUUAUUACCAGUAUCAUUGUUUGAUAUUUUAAAGACGGUUCAUCCAACCAAAGAAUAUCACAAUGCCGUCGAAUCAGAGAUCCUACUGGAUUCAACUAUGGCGACAAGAUUGACAAGCAAACCCACGAACAAUUCUACCCACCCAACAACAAGCUCCCCUCCAUCUCGAUCAGAGACUAUCUCCAAAGACUCAUCAAAUACUCGCCAUGUUCAUCCGAAUGUUUUAUCGCUUCGCUCAUCUAUAUCGACCGUCUCUCCAAAGAAUGUCAUCUCCUUAAUCUUAAUUACCACUUUGGUCAUUUCAACUAAAUAUCUUGAUGAUAUAUUUUAUAAUAAUGAAUUUUAUUCACAAGUUGGAGGAAUUAAUUUAAAAGAAAUGAACAAGUUGGAAUUGGAUUUCCUUAAUCUUGUAAAGUUUAAUGCUGUGUGCGACGACCAGGUCUUUGCCGAAUACUCGAAUUGCAUUCAAGAGACCAAGAAUCGAUUCACCGCCUAUCGAAUGCCACAACUCAUCAGAGUGCCCGUUGGCAACAUCACCCCACCCGCCUCCAACUCUCCACGUAGAAAUAACUCGCCAUACUACCCCAGGAGAGGAAGUUGCGAUCAAGGUUCAUUUCGUUCACAACAAACAAAUGAUUCUAUCGCUGCCUAA
This is a messenger RNA of Cavenderia fasciculata, 672 nucleotides long. Its product is annotated as cyclin-related 2 family protein. Gene Ontology annotation, cellular component: cyclin-dependent protein kinase holoenzyme complex; nucleus. The transcript is spliced from 4 exons. The coding region runs from base 1 to 672 and encodes 223 amino acids. Gene Ontology annotation, molecular function: protein kinase binding; cyclin-dependent protein serine/threonine kinase regulator activity. Lineage: Eukaryota; Evosea; Eumycetozoa; Acytosteliales; Cavenderiaceae. Gene Ontology annotation, biological process: regulation of cyclin-dependent protein serine/threonine kinase activity. The record is from RefSeq and is a predicted model, not a curated record.